AUGCCAGAUAACUUUCCAGAGGUGCAGCUGCAUGCAAACUUUGCCGCAACUACGAGGGAAGGCUUUCAUAGAGCCUCACAAGACAGGAAACUGCAAGCACUCCGACCGGAUGUGUCACAAGACGCACAAGACGUCAUCAACCUGUCCUCUUACACUCCAUCCGAGAAGGAAGCUGAGGUAUUAUCUCGUGGAUUGAAUUUCAACACGGAUGCGCAACCAAGGCCAAGGGAUGUGAUCUGUGCGGUAGAACGUGCGGUCAGCCACCUUCCCUCAAGCGUACGUGAAGAAGCCCGCACCCGUGCUAUUGGCGUGCUUUCGGGAUUGCGGAAGUGCGGCACAAAGACGUUCUCGUCGGUAGCCGAGAAGCAAGCUAUUCGGAGCCUACGGAGUAACAGAAGCAUCGCCAUUCUACCCUCCGACAAAGGAAAUGCUACGGUCUUGCUGGACAAGAACGACUACCACGAGAAAAUGCUGGCCCUCCUUGGUGACCGUCAUACGUAUGCUGCUAUAGCCUACGACCCCACAAGCCGACUACAGACUAAGCUGCAAAAACUACUGGCCAGUUUGUUCAGGUUGGUUCCACCGCACCACGCCGGUCUCUACCACCGUCUGCUCUGCACGAACGGUUCAGCCCCUGCAAUGUAUGGCCUGCCAAAAGUCCACAAGCCUGGCGUUCCACUUCGACCUAUUGUCGACUUCACCAGAUCACUGCUCUGCCGACUAUCGGGCUACCUUCACCAAGUUUUGAGUCCUCUAGCCGGUAAGACGUCGACACACAUCGAAAAUUCGUCUGCUCUUGUUGCUAAGUUAAAGGAUGUCACACUGAGUGAAGACGACGCCAUGGUCUCGUUCGACGUCACGUCACUUUUUACAAGUGUCCCGGUGGACUUGGCAGUAGCCACGUGCGAAGAAGCCCUUAAAGCAGACAGUGGUCUUCCUGGUCGCACCCCCUUCGACAUCCCCGAACUUAGCGAGCUGCUGCAGUUUUGUCUCAGCAACACGUAUUUUUCAUACGAUGGCAAGAUUUACCAGCAAACACAUGGUACGGCAAUGGGAGCGUCAAUAUCAGUCACCACGGCCAAUCUAGUAAUGGAAGCCUUGGAAGGAAAGGUCCUGGCAACGUUCACUCCGGCCCCCAAAGUGUUUUACCGGUACGUCGAUGACUGCUUCUGCAUUUUGAAGAAGCAAGACAUCCAACGCUUCUUGGACUGUCUGAACGCCCAGAACGUGAACAUACAGUUCACGGUUGAACACGAGGAUGACAAUGUGCUGCCUUUUUUGGACGUUCAGUUCGUGCGCGACCGCCUCGUGGUUGAGAUAAAAGACAAGCAGCUAUCCGCCAGGUUUCAGCUCGACGCAGAGCUCACACUACAAAAGGCUCUCGAUUCCGUCCGCCAGAUCGAGAGUGUCCGUCAGCAACAAGCGGAGCUCCUCCAGGAAGCGCCAUGUUUGAACAAAGUUGCAUCCGGUGCGUAG
Molecule: messenger RNA, 1476 nt
Organism: Rhipicephalus sanguineus (brown dog tick)
Lineage: Eukaryota; Metazoa; Arthropoda; Arachnida; Ixodida; Ixodidae
Exons: 2
Coding region: 1-1476 (491 amino acids)
Source: RefSeq, a predicted model, not a curated record